AUGACCAGCCUACACAAGACUGCUCGGACUGUAUCCGUGAUAGCAGGGACGCUGGUCGCCCUGUCAUGCGGCACCAAUUAUGCAUACUCCGCAUGGGCGCCGCAGUUCGCCCAGCAAAUGAAGCUUUCGUCGACUGAGAGCAACCUCAUAGGCGUUGCGGGGAACCUCGGGAUGUAUGCGACGGGUAUCCCGAUGGGGUUAUUGACUGAUGCCCGCGGUCCACAGCUCAUCACCCUGAUCGGAUCAAUUUGCCUGGGCUUGGGAUAUUUCCCGAUCUAUCAAGCAUAUAAAAAUGGCGAAGGGUCAAUGCCCAUUGUAUUCCUCUGUUUCUUCACCUUCCUCACUGGUAUGGGCGGCUGCUCUGCCUUUGGAGGAGCUAUCAAAACAGCGGCAUCCAAUUUUCCCGACCACCGCGGGACUGCAACUGCUUUCCCGCUUGCUGCAUUUGGACUGAGUGCACUGUUCUGGUCCAACAUCUCAACACUCCUUUUCAAGGACGAUACUGGUCGUUUCCUCUUGCUCUUGGCGCUUGGGACUUCUGUCUUGUCCUUUUGCUCAAUUCCUUUCCUCCGAAUCCUGGCCAGUGAGCCGUACUCGUCCAUUCCUCAUAGUGCAACCGAAUCCGGAAGGCUGCAUAACCCCACUGAUCUUGAGCCCGUGCUGGAAGACACCGAAGACUCUGGCCUGCAUGGAUCAACAGCGUUUGAGCAUGGGCAAUAUCCGCCGCAUGCACGAUCUCAUUCCAAUGUAUCGAAUCCCCGGUCUUUCGUCGACGACGAGAGAUCAUCCUUGGUAUCGAGGACCGAGCGUCCGCGUCCAUCUUUCGACACAUUGGAUGAUGACUUCCUAAAGGAAGUGGACAACGAGUCUCAUCACCUUGAUAUCAGAGGACUAGCUAUGCUACGCAGAGUAGAGUUCUGGCAACUUUUCCUGACGAUGGCACUGCUGUCUGGUAUCGGAUUGAUGACCAUCAAUAACAUUGGCAACAGCGUCAAGGCCUUAUGGCUCUACUACGAUGACAGCGCCACCGACGUCUUUAUUCAGCACCGACAAGUCAUGCACGUUUCCAUUCUUUCUUUCGGUAACUUCAUUGGCCGUCUAUCCAGCGGUAUCGGCUCUGACAUGCUUGUCAAGAAGCUUGGCAUGUCUCGCUUCUGGUGCCUCUUCAUCUCAGCGGUGGUCUUCACUCUGACUCAACUUGCCGGAACAACAAUCUCCAACCCCAACAGCCUUGUCAUCGUUUCCGGUCUUACUGGAAUCGCGUACGGCUUCCUAUUCGGUGUUUUCCCUUCCUUGGUGGCACACACCUUCGGUAUCAAGGGUCUAUCCCAGAACUGGGGCGUGAUGACCCUGGCCCCAGUAUUCAGCGGCAACGUGUUCAACUUGCUGUACGGUAAUAUCUACGAUGGACACUCCGUCGUCGGCAAAGACGGCGAUCGCGAGUGUCCUGAUGGACUGGGCUGUUACCGUUCCGCCUACUUUUUGACUUUCAUUUCAGGCCUGCUCGGUAUUGGAGUUUGUUUGUGGAGCAUCCUCCGCGAGAAGAAUGUCCACAACGCUAUGAGCAGGAAGCUGGAUCACCGACUGGCAUGA
Penicillium brevicompactum is the source of this 1593-nucleotide messenger RNA. RefSeq lists its product as uncharacterized. The transcript has 5 exons. The coding region runs from base 1 to 1593 and encodes 530 amino acids. The record is from RefSeq and is a predicted model, not a curated record. NCBI's taxonomy places the organism in Eukaryota, Fungi, Ascomycota, Eurotiomycetes, Eurotiales, Aspergillaceae. Gene Ontology annotation, cellular component: membrane.